AUGUUUGGAAGGAGUGGCCUCUGUUGCUUCUGCUUUUGCUUGUGUUACAUCACCUACUUCUUAUUCUUCCUAGCCUUCUUCAUAUUCUGGUCCAUCUUCCUUCCCCAAGAGCCCAAAUUCACCAUCACCAAUGCCUCUCUCACCCAAUUCAAUCUCACCAACACCAGCAUCAACAACAACACUCUCCACUACAACCUCACCCUUGAGAUCACCAUCAGAAACCCUAACAAAAAAGUCGGCUUAUACUACCGCCGAAUCCUAUUCGUUGCUAACUACAGAAAGAAGAGGUUUGCUUUGGUGAGGUUGAAUUCGACGCCGUUUUACCAAGGCCACAAGAACACCACCAUUGUGAAUGCAAAUCUUGAAGGGCAGCAGUUGAUGAGAUUUAAGGAACGUGACAUUUCCAACUUUAACUCGGAGACUGCAAAUGGGGUUUAUAGCAUUGAUGUGAAGAUUGCUCUUCGUAUAGGAAUCAGAUUCGGCAAGGUGAAGACGGGUUACUUCAAGAUUCCAAGGAAGAGCGACUGCAAGCUGAAGGUUCCUUUGAGCACUUCAUUUAAUGGAACAUUUUGGAGUGGUUUCCAGACCACCGAGUGUAAGAGUUUUCAUAUCUUUGGUGACCCUGAUGCUGCCUAG
This is a messenger RNA of Prunus armeniaca (apricot), 636 nucleotides long. The record is from the annotation of a GenBank genome assembly. NCBI's taxonomy places the organism in Eukaryota, Viridiplantae, Streptophyta, Magnoliopsida, Rosales, Rosaceae.